Messenger RNA from Durio zibethinus, 1325 nucleotides. NCBI's taxonomy places the organism in Eukaryota, Viridiplantae, Streptophyta, Magnoliopsida, Malvales, Malvaceae. The record is from RefSeq and is a predicted model, not a curated record.
UUGCGAUGUAAGUCACGUCUCUCAUUAAUUGCUUUCUUAAUUUCUUGCCCUUAGAUUAUGUUGAAGUUAAAUUCCUUUGUUAAUUUGUAUUGACAUUGCUUGGAUUUAUAGGUAAGGUGAAAAUUCCUAAGCGUAAAUCAGAUGGUUUUAUGUCGUUCAUUGGACAUCUUGACAGGCGGGUUAAAUUAGACAAGAAUAUCCAACCGGGAAAUGCUAGAUACAAUUCAGCAUUGGCUGCAAUGGCGGCUAAAUUAGCUUAUGAGAAUAAGGGCUUUAUUAAAAGAACAGUUGAACAACAUUGGAAGAUGAAAUUCAUUGAUAAGGAGUACGAUUUUUGGAAUGAUUAUCAAGAUAAACCAAACACGCAGGGCUUCAUGUUCCAUGAUCAAACGGUCAAUAUGAUAGUUGUAGCCUUUAGAGGUACCGAACCUUUUAAUGCAUAUGAUUGGAGUACGGACAUGGAUAUCUCCUGCUUUGACAACCAACAAAUGGGGAAGAUCCAUGGAGGGUUCAUGAAAGCUCUAGGCUUAGUAAUGAAACAAGGUUGGCCCCCAAAGCUCCCUGAGGAAAAACAAGGUAAAAACUUGGCUUAUUAUAGCAUAAGAGAGGAGUUGAGAAAGAGGUUGGAGGCAAAUAAAGAAACCAAAUUUAUAGUGACUGGUCACAGUCUGGGUGGGGCACUUGCAAUUCUGUUCCCAGCUAUUCUGGCAUUGCAUGAAGAAACAACUUUGUUGGGGAGAUUGGAAGGGGUUUAUACCUUUGGGCAACCCAGAGUUGGAGAUCAGAAGUUCAAGACGUUUAUGGAAAUGCAGUUUCGUAAAUAUGGUAUCAAAUACCUGAGGUUUGUUUACUGCAAUGACUUGGUUCCUAGAUUGCCUAUGGAUGAUCCUGUAACUUCCCUGUACAUCCACUUUGGGCAAUGCCUUUACUUUAAUAGUUGCUAUCGAGGGCAGGUAAACCUUUCUUUUCUCUUUAAUUCCCACACUAUUCAUUCAUCCAUCAAUUUAAGAAGAAAUUUUUUUUUUCUUUUUGGGUUGCAGGUACUUGCUGAAGAACCACACAAGAAUUACAUUUCGAUGUUUGGAUCGAUCCGGAGGUUCUUUAAUGCAUUGUUGGAGCUAUUAAGGAGCUUUUAUCUGCCAUUGCUGAAGGGAUCAGAAUACAGAGAGAGUUUAUCGCUGAUACUGAUGGUCAGGUUUUCUGCGCUUCUUUUCCCAGGCGUGGCAGAUCAUAAUCCCUUGGAUUAUGUGAAUGCAACUCGAUUGGGAACUAUCAAAGUAUAUGAAGAAGUUGAAUCUUCUAAGAACUCCAAGAAGUCUAAUUGA